Molecule: messenger RNA, 1995 nt
Organism: Cladophialophora psammophila CBS 110553
Lineage: Eukaryota; Fungi; Ascomycota; Eurotiomycetes; Chaetothyriales; Herpotrichiellaceae
Exons: 1
Coding region: 1-1995 (664 amino acids)
Source: RefSeq, a predicted model, not a curated record
AUGCGAGAAGACGCGGACGUCUCGCUUCGCAGGAUCCGAGAAGAGAUCGGCCGCCCAAUCUACGCAGCCUUGCUCGAGAUCCAAAAGUACAAGACCAGGGAACUGAAGUCGCUGGAAUGGGUCGAGCAACUGGAAUGUCUGUAUGUGAAGAAUGAUAAGCGUAAUCAUCGACAACGCGGCAGAUACAAGCAGAGCGACACGCCGCGGUCGUCGAAGCCACUUCUAGGUCGGAAAUGCAUUGACACUUUCUCUACGCGGAGUUACGUCGCCGUGUCGUAUAUAUGGAACCCAGAUCCGCGAGAGGACACUAAAACUGGGGUGUAUUUUGUCGAAUCAAGAGACCACUCCCACCGGUCGUCGAGUAGGUCGACAACAGUGAGAGACGUCGUCUGGGACAGAGUCACGAAAUUUGCAGCCUACAUAGACUGCCCGUAUUUCUGGCUCGACCAGGAGUGUAUUGACCAGGAAGACGAGGACGAGCAAGAAAUCGCAAUCCAGUCCAUGCACCUCGUCUACAGCCGCAGCCAACAUCCCGUUGCGCUGCUCUCGACCGCGCGCAUCGUCUCUGGACAGCAAUUGGACCUCUUAACCGAGAUUCUUAGCGGGAGAUUCAUUGGAGACGGCGAGAACUCAGCAGCGCAAGAGCUGCGACUAAAUCCUCGCAUGAUCGGGAUAGUUGAAAAGGCGCUGGAUCUCCUGGACUUAAUCACUUCGGACCGGUGGUGGAACAGAGCAUGGCCUUUUCAGGAGGACUAUUGUGCCUCGACGAGGAUGACUCUGCUCAUACCUCAUGAUCCCUCUCUCGAGGCGCGGAAGCGAGACACAGAAGGCUUGUUGUUUGGUGCCCUUGAAGGCGAGCUUUGUGUGAAUUCGGCCGACUUCCGGCAAGAAGCCUCUCGGCUCUGUCUCGCAUACAUGAGUCAAAAUUGGCGUCGAGGCAGACUCGAGGAGGCAGUCAGACGAGUUCUACAACGGGCCGGAAAAUACACCGUCACUCUUCAGGAUCCCCGGGUAGAAGACAGCAUGUACGCCGUCCGAAAAUCAAUGUCCCCCAGCAUCUUCGCCGACGUCGGCGCUCGGGAAGCAGGAAGGUGUGUCGACCGCCUCGCCAUCGUGGCAAACUGCUGUGCAUAUUCUGUGCGCUUGAGGACGAAGACGCUACAAGACGGCAACCACAGCUUGAGCCUAGCCUUGCUGGCACUGUAUCUUCUCAACGGCGAAAUCCUCAUGAACAGCGGCGGCAGCACCGCUCCCCUGGAGAACACAAUAUUCGAUUUCUUAAAGGCUCAGUCCCUUGACUCGUUCUCGCCACCUACCGAUCAUCAGCAGCUGACGUUCAUCAAGAGUUGCCGCCUCAUCCGGGUCAGAUUGGUGAAAGAAGGGAUCUGGACGCGAGGGCACCUGUGGGAGCUCGGCCCCACGGUACGCGUGAGGCGACGGCGGCACGGCGUGCCCUGGCAGUUCGAUUCCAGCAGCGGGUUGACGGGCCGCCAACGCUGGCGCCUCUACCAACUUAUCGAGGAGCUCAGAAGCCCAUGGAACGGAAAGCAAUAUGAAGCUGAGGACCUUGUCGCGUCUCUCGGGGAGUUCCUCGACCGGGACGAAGACUGUUCGGGGAUCGACGAGCUGAGCUUCUCAGGACGGUUUCAGACCUGGAUGGCCGCCGAGGUCACCGACGCUAUGUGGGAUGAAAGGAAGACUCUACGCUUAGGGCGUUUGGUUGAAGGGCCAGGAGACACUCAGUAUGAAUACACCGGUAUCUUCGUCUUCGACGCCGACAGAGCGCGCUCUGGACAGUACAUUUUCACGGCAUCCUGGGACGGGGAAGAGGUCGAGAUUGACAAGCAUGUAAGUCUGGAGGUGGAUGUCCGAGGCCGAAGUAGGUCUGGUAGACCACUGUUGCAGGCAAAGAGAUGGGUUAAUGGGCUAAUCUUCUUUCGAAACCAUCGGAGACAAGAUUUCAUUUUCCCCUGGCCUCCCUCCUUUACAGUUUAA